This is a messenger RNA of Ostrea edulis (European flat oyster), 791 nucleotides long. Its product is annotated as fucose mutarotase-like. The transcript is spliced from 4 exons. Gene Ontology annotation, biological process: fucose metabolic process. The record is from RefSeq and is a predicted model, not a curated record. NCBI's taxonomy places the organism in Eukaryota, Metazoa, Mollusca, Bivalvia, Ostreida, Ostreidae. Gene Ontology annotation, molecular function: racemase and epimerase activity, acting on carbohydrates and derivatives; fucose binding. The coding region runs from base 68 to 691 and encodes 207 amino acids.
GGGAUAUCACUCUAGUUUAUUGAACACCACUUGACGUUUUCGUCUAAGCCGCGCCGGCUAAGAAGUUAUGCCUCUCAAAAACGUCCCAAAAUGCCUAUCGCCCAAUCUUUUGCACGUAUUGGCAUCUAUGGGACAUGGAGAUGAAAUUGUGUUGGCUGAUGCCCAUUUCCCGUCCUCCUCCAUAUGCAAAGAUGGUCCGACAGAAGUUAGAGCGGAUGGAAUUGAUAUCCCUACUCUUCUAGAUGGGAUCCUACAGUUACUUCCCUUGGAUACGUAUGUUGAAUUUCCAGUAGCUCUAAUGGAUCCAGUCCAAAGUGACAAGGACAGCCACAUCCAGAUUCCAGUGUGGGACAAGUACAGGGAGAUUAUCAAUAAACAGGAGGGGCCACACGUGAGUUACUGCUGCCACAUCUUGUUUCAGAUUUGGGAUCUUGAUCUCAGUGUAGGCCAUUACUGCUUCCACAUUUCCCCCUUUAAAAAAAAUAUGUAUCAACUCCAUAUCAAUAGUCACUGGAGAUCAAAACCCCACACCAGAACUGAUCCAGCCAAAAAAACCCACACCAGAACUGAUCCACAAAAAAACCCUACACCAGAACUGAUAUGCAAAAAAACCCCAACCCUACACCAGAGCAGAUACAUGUAUGCUAAAAAACCUACCCCAGAACUGACCUGCAAAAAACCCCUACAGUAGAAUUGAUCUGCAAAAAACCCUACACCAGAACUGAUCUGCAAAAAAUCCUACACCAGAACUGAUCCGCAAAAAAAAAAACAAACCAAAAAAAAACUAACAG